AAGAUAGCGGCCUGAAACAGCAUGCUGGACCAUGUGCUUACAUUGCCAGACCUGUGAGCUGAGAAGUCAGGACCUUUCUCACUAAUCAGUAGCAAUAUAGGAAGCCAGACAAGUAAAGGGAAGAGUUUAUGCAGCCUUGUCUCGUUGACUAGACGCAACAUAGUGAAUGUAAAUCCGCCCCCCCCAACAAAAAUAAAGUAGGUGGGGUGGGAGUAUAACGCAAACGUCUAGCAUCCUAAAGGUUGAGUUCAAAUCUCAGACAUUAUCAUUUUAGCAACUUUAACUACCUUUUAGCUACUUUCCAACUACUUAGCAUGUUCGCCAACCCUCCCCCUAACCUCAAUUCGUACCAUAUGUUUUUCAAAUUCGUACCAUAAAAUGUAUGAUGGACAUCCACAAAUUAAUACACACCAAGUGACUCGGAUUUACAUACAGGAUAAUAUGAAAUGUCCUGAGACCGGGUUGGUUUGUGAGUAUUGGGACAUUCUGCUGAGCAGUAAUAAGAAUAGUCAUGGAUUUAUUUGAAAUAGCAAUUUCUAAGAAGAAUCUCGGUCGCUUUUAAAAUCGAAGCAAAAAUGUUGGAUUUAUUGGGCGAUGUCUUCCACACCUUCAGAUGGGCCGUUCAGAAAGGCUAUCUUGAGCGGAGGGAGCAUUGAUACAGCCAGGCAGGGAGGUAGAAACACUCGGACACAGCAGGCCCCGGAGUUCUUCAUAGGGGACAUGGUCGUCUGACGUUCACAGCUCCUCAAUUGGUAGGCUGAAUUAUCCACUACUGAAGUGUGAUUGAAGGGUGGUUAUUCCGCGACUGUAAAAGCGACCAGACCACCACACCUGCAAUAAUACAAAACAGUCCCCAGACGAGGCGAUAUUCUGCAUCCCACGUCCAAACCGGGAAUAUGUUAUAGAUUAACUCACCCUUGUCUGCUGAUUGUAGGCCCUUUGCAUUUACUUUUCUGUCAGGCCAUGGGCACCAGAGAGGUUUCAUUUAUUUGCCACAGAUGUUAAGAAAUUAUGUUUAGGGACAUGUGGCAUAUGUACUUCAUCCACACCAUUGACGUCAGUUCCUGUGACGUACCAAGAGUCUAAAAUAUUGUCCUUCUCAGUAAUGGCGGCUUCGUUCCCUUCUCCUUCUGGAACAAACAACAAAUGGUACUUCACCCGAGAACAGAUCGAGAAUAGCCCAUCUCGUCGUGCGGGGCUUGAUCCAGACAAGGAAUUAUCCUACAGACAGCAAGCCGCGAACCUUCUGCAGGACAUGGGACAGCGACUCAAUGUGUCCCAGCUAACAAUUAAUACUGCUAUUGUGUAUAUGCACCGAUUCUACAUGAUCCAGUCCUUCACCAGGUUCCACAGAAAUGUGAUAGCUCCAGCAACACUGUUCCUGGCUGCAAAGGUUGAGGAACAGCCCCGCAAGUUGGAGCAUGUUAUCAAGGUGACCCAUGCAUGCCUCAACCCUCAGGACCCUUCACCAGAUGUCCGCAGUGAUGCUUACCUGCAACAAGCCCAAGACCUGGUCAUUCUUGAGAGCAUUAUACUCCAGACCCUGGCUUUUGAAAUCACCAUUGACCACCCACAUACUCAUGUUGUCAAGUGCACCCAGCUCGUCAGAGUUGUCCCAGCGAGUAAGGAUUUGGCCCAGACCUCAUACUUCAUGGCUACCAACAGCCUACACCUGACCACAUUCUGCCUGCAGUACAGCCCACCCAUAGUGGCCUGCGUCUGCAUCCACCUGGCUUGCAAGUGGUCCAACUGGGAGAUCCCUGUCUCCACAGAUGGCAAGCACUGGUGGGAGUAUGUGGACAAUACUGUCACCCUUGAGCUGCUGGAUGAGCUCACUCACGACUUUCUACAGAUCUUGGAGAAGACACCAAGCCGAUUAAAACGCAUUCGCAACUGGAAAGCGGCAGGUCAGACAGUGAAGGGAGGGAAGUCUAAGGUGCCAGAGGACGGGGACCAGACAGAUUGUAUGAUGAGCAUGAUCUCCAUGUCGUCCUCUGAGACCACGCUGGCCAGCCUCUCCAACCCUUCCUCUUCAUCUUCUUCCUCAUCCAUGGCUCCCAUACUACUGGAGCUCAAGUCGACCCUGGGCAGUGGCUCCGACCAGCCCAACCACGUCGAGCUGCACGCCCCAGCCAAGGUGUCACUGAGUGAGUAUCGGGCCAAGCACGCUGAUGUCCUGGCUGCUCAGAAGAGGAAGCUAGAGAACAUGGAGGCCAGCGUGAAGAGGGAGUAUGCCUCGGCAGCCCAAGCUCUGAUAGGCCAACAUCAGAGGAAGGAGAAGUACCACCGUGAUCAGCAGCAGUCCAGCUCCCACCAUUCCAGCUCAGCCUCCUCUGACCUCAGCAGCCCCUCGCCCAUCAUCCUCAAGAUCCCCUUGGAAAAGGAGAGGGGCGAGCGCAGCUCCCUGAAGAUGCGCCUCCCUCUGGGGACUGGGGGGGGAGGGGGGCACAGUGGAGGAGGGAACAGAGGAGCCGGAGGAGAACAGGACAUCAAAGUGAGAAUCCGGGUGCCUGAGAAAGUACGCAGUGCAGGCUCGGGAGAGGAGGGGGGCAAGAGUAGGGAGGGCAAGCAUCGAGAACGCUCCCACCACCACCAUCACCACCACCACCAUCAUUCAUCGUCGUCUUUGAGCGGUGCUUCCGUCUCUUCGUCCUCGUCACAUAAACACUCAGCCAGUGCUGCUGGAGCUGUAGGAGGAAGUGGUAGCAAAAAGACCCCCAGUGACUCAUCUAGAAUGAGCUCCUCUUCCUCUGCGUCUCGAAAGAGGACACACUCCACGGAGUCCCAGGGAUCCCACCCCUCCAAAGUCUCUAAGUCCUCCAGGAACUCAGCCCACCAGCUACCUGCUCUGUUAGCUGUCUCCAGUGCACACUCCCUGGGGGCGCAAACUGCUGAGAUCCUCCCAUCCCUGGGUCUCCCCUCCCUCCACCAGGGAAACUUCUCUCACUCCAAGGGGGACAAGACUGACACUAACGGACACAAUGCAGGCGGGGGAAGCCAGUCAAAUGAGUACCAGGACACAUUUGAGAUGCUGAACUCUUUACUGAGUGCUCAGGGGGUCCAACCUGCUCAGCCUCCCAUGUUUGACUACCGGUCUCAGUACGGGGAAUACAGAUACAGCGGAGGGUCCAGGGGGGGCUCUCGACCACCACCCCUGCCUGCUGAACCGCCACCUCCGCUACCCCCUUUACCAAAAUGAUCCCUGAUGAAGGGGUGAAUUACUGACAGUAUCUGUAGAGGCCUCCACAUCCUUCCUUAAGACAUUUGCACUGUGACUUUGGGUCCCUUUAUGUAUUUGAAUGAAUCAUGUUGUGGUUUUCAACUUGACAGCAAAGAAAUGUACUUCCAAUACAUACUUUUCAGUGAUGCGUGUACAGAAGUUUCUCCCUUGUUACAUCAUCAUAUCCAAUACAUCUGUGGGGCAAUAACAGGUGUGAAAGAAAACAAAAUGAUUUUAUUUAUAAAAAAAAAAAAUGUAAAUACUAUUUUUGAUGUUAUUCAUUUUUGUAUUGUGAUAUGAACUCAAAUCCAAUUUGAUGGAAUGACUGGACCUGAUAUUUUAAACAUGGCUGUUUAAGUCAUUUUGAAUGCACAGUAGAAAUAACAAACUUGUCUGCUUCACUUCUUAAAUUGUGUAAGUCUCGCUAACAAUUAGUAUUUUUCAGAAUGUUUUUAAUAUACUAUUUAUUACUGUUGAAUGCAAUUAGAACAUUUUGCCAACUGCCUCCCCCGCACUUUCUGCUGUGUCCUGUUGAACUGAAGGAUAGUUGAGUGCUUACACAUGUCUAUUUGAGAAUGCAUGUCUUCAAAGCCAUCAUUUUAAAUGUUUUUGUUGAAAAAAUAGUCACUGAAUCAGAUUUUUGCCCCCCCUCCAUUUUGUCUAUUGUAGUACAUUUUUCCCCUCUGCAUUAUUUGCAACACUUAAUUAAUAUAUAAUGUAAAAUUACUUUAGUGGACAAAAUAUUUUUACAUUUAGUUAAGUUGCAAAAAAUACUUGAAAUUUAAAGGAACAUUUCAGUUUUUCUAUUUCAUAUUCAUCUCCAGCACCACCCCAACAUCAACAUGUGAAAAUUGUGCAUUUUUUUGUAGUUAAAAAUAGAGGAAUAUAAGUAUUUCCAAUGAAUAUGCAAUGCCAACUCAUAUUUGGUUUAAAUCCAAUGAUUCAUAUUAGGAAAACUUAUCUAACGCUUUUAAUUUUUUACUACAAUACAGAAAUGUGGCAUUUUUAUAUGUUGAUUUUGGGUAGAUGCUUGCUGGACAUGACAAAUAUGAAGUUUACUUUACAUUUUAUUUCCCUUAAGGCUUGUAUUUUAGUUUCUAGAUUUGAAUGUGUUGCAGUCAUUGUUUUAAAUGGUUGUAAAAUGUUAGUCAUACUCAAAUAAUUACACUAACGUACAGAGUUUAUACUACAGUACUUAUCUACAUAUUCCUACACAUUUUGAUAAUGGACUGAUUUUUGUCUUAGUGCUUUGAACAGAAUUCAUAGUGUUGCUUCCACUACUGUUUUAACGAUAACUGAUGUCUUCACUCGUACAUUUUGAAUGCAACUGAAAUUGUAUUUUUGUGAGAUUUUGGUAAGGUGCAUAAUCUUGUCUAUAUUAUUUAGAUAAUUUGUUUUUCUGGUUUCAUGCCACACCAUAUGGUUGCUUGUGGCGAUCACACCAUGUUGUUGCUUGUGGCGAUCACACAUGCUCAACUGAGGGACUUUAGAGGUUUUAACAUAAGAACAUCUCCGGUACCACUGUGUCAACCAUCACAGUCAACAUUUAAUUUCAGUGAGAAGGACCUGUUCAAUUAAGAGAAUCUUACCCUUCAUGUUCCAGACUUGCUGUUUGUCAUGCUUAUUGGUCAAACUGGUGUAGUCUUUCUCCUUAAAUCAUGUUUAAAAUUGUAUGAUAGUGGAAAUGGGCUUGAACUUAGCUCUGACAUGUUUCAGACCGUUUAACAGAACUCUUUGUCCAAUGGAUGGGUUAGCUGACAACGUCACAUAAACGAUGCACAUGCUUCAAUGGGGCAGAAGUCUGUGUGUUGUGAUUCUGGAUGGCCAGAUGGCUAGAACCAAUACAAAAGGCUGCCAUGUGGGGAAUUGUAGGUGGCUCAUUUCAGUUAGUUUUUUUUCUUGUUACCAUGUCUUGUUUUUUAGGUGUUUUGACUGAUGUCACAUCUAUGCUAAUAUGUCUAAACUUCACAAGCUAGCUAACCAACAACUGUAACAAUGUAUUUGAGAGACGAGUGCUCAUUGUGCAAAUGUAUUUAUGUUUUCAAUAAACAUUGGAGACUAAAUAUAGUUUACAUGUCAACAAUCUAAGCCAACCCUGUCUGUUUUGCCCCAUAGUUGUGCACACAUUGCUUUUGUUGCUAAACAACCAACCAAUCUAUAAGCUGCCAAUGGACAAUUAAUCAGCUGGAAAUCAUGUAAAACAGCUGUGGCAUACUGAUUUGAUGUGGUAUUUUGCUAUUGAUUGGUUUUGUAUAUAAUGGAAAGAGUUGACAUUAUGGGAGCUGUUUCCUAGUACUUUAACUGAUGCAUUGAGGGAACAGGUGUACAGUUCUACUGUUUCUACAGUCUGCUCAGUUUCUACAGUACUUGAGCCCAACCAUUGAUUCUUGUCACUCAGGUAAGCCUUUAUGAUAUAUGAAGAAAAACACAUGGAUAUGCUUUAAAAUGCACUGAAUCUUUAUCCCAGCAAGAUUGCAAUCAAACAGAUUUUCUUUUUGUUAAAACUGAGGAAAUUGUAUUUUGUAUUACCAGGAGCAUUAUGCAGCAUUAUGCUUCCAUUCUGUGUUUUGUAUUAUAUGAUAAGACACACAUUGGUACUAUAUUAAGUUAAGGAUCGACUGGGACUGAUACAUGGAUAACUGUAUGCAGUCUGUCUUGUGUGAAUGCUUGUUGAACAUGAAUGACUACAAAAUAAAGCUGAUAUGAAAAUAGAAGGAAGACAUGCAACUAAAUGCAAAGUCACAGUGCUACUCAUCUACUUCAUAAACUUUUCCAAAAGUUGUAUCAGUCUGUACCUAUUGUCACAUCUUGUUAAUGUUGUCGUGGUACCACAAACUCAGGUCUGGAAUAGGAAUGUUUGGGCUAUCUUUUGUUUAAAAUGUAUCUAAAAGUCUGCAUUGUUUUGUUGUGAACACGGUUAUUUUUUAAAAAAUGUGUUUGAUAUAAUCCCAUGUCAAUAAAUGUUUGAAGAAAA
Molecule: messenger RNA, 6194 nt
Organism: Salvelinus fontinalis (brook trout)
Lineage: Eukaryota; Metazoa; Chordata; Actinopteri; Salmoniformes; Salmonidae
Product: cyclin-T1-like
Exons: 9
Coding region: 1106-3199 (697 amino acids)
Biological process (GO): positive regulation of DNA-templated transcription, elongation; regulation of transcription by RNA polymerase II
Cellular component (GO): cyclin/CDK positive transcription elongation factor complex; nucleus
Molecular function (GO): cyclin-dependent protein serine/threonine kinase activator activity
Source: RefSeq, a predicted model, not a curated record